Molecule: messenger RNA, 1274 nt
Organism: Durotheca rogersii
Lineage: Eukaryota; Fungi; Ascomycota; Sordariomycetes; Xylariales; Xylariaceae
Exons: 1
Coding region: 271-1089 (272 amino acids)
Source: RefSeq, a predicted model, not a curated record
CAUCAUCAUCAUCCACACCAUUUAGUUCGGUGUGGUCUCGACCAAUAAAACAAAUUCACUCUCUCGGACAUUCUUCUCGCCCGCCCCCUCUUCCGGGCCGGGCACGCGACGGCAUCGGGCCACCGUGCGGGAAGCAGAGAGAGACGGCAAGUGUGCGACACGCGGCGGCUCCUCGGGGGCGGGUGCGUGAGCCACAGGCCGUAACUUGGGGGGGGUUUUCUUAAAAAUUUUUUCAUUUCCGAUCCGCAGCGUCUCGAUAGCCGGGGCCCCAUGCUCUGCUCUGACCGCACGCGUGCCUACGCGAUUAGGCCUGUACAUACCAGGCUCAGACUUCAAUGCACCACGUUUUUUUACCGUCCGCUCGCUCGCUCGGCCUGUAUCCCUCGUGUCUUACUUAUAGCCACCGUCACCGCCGGCGCCGACGUCCCGCCUUCUCGCACGCAGACGUGGGGUGGGGGUGGCGUUGGGAACGCGACGACGAGCGCGGGAACGCGAAUCCGCCCCCCGUCGCCCAUCGUCGUAUCGGCCGGGCCGCCAACCACGCCGAGCACGAUGACCCGACGUUGGCAAAGUCCAACCUCCCCCUCCCCUCCUCCCCCCUAUAGUACACACACAAACGUAUACCUAGCUCUCGCACGCUCGGAAUUCCGCCCGCCCGCCCUGCUGCCUCCCCCCCCCCCCACACCCACGCUCAACCCCCGCGCGUCCCCCCUGAUUGACGCCAUACCUGGGCUGCACCGAAGGGGAAGGAGCGUAGGCGACGCGAGGGCGACGCGGCGGCGCCCGCAAUGGCGGCAACGCCCGCGGCCUACGGCUACCGACGGCAGCCUGAUAGCAGUGAUGGUGAGGGGGUGGCGUUUUUUUUUUAAGGAGGAGGAGGAGAAGGCUUCGAUCUUACCCUAUCCUGUGUCCCUAUCCUAUACUACCCCCAUCUGGCCCCGGCCUAGAGGGGGGGGGCGACAUCAGGAGCGGCUGCUGCCCUUGACUUACUGUAGUGAAGACAGUCCUAGAAGAGAGAGAGGCCAGCCAAUGAGCGGAUCCCUUCCCCUCCCCCCUCCCGCCUAUCCUUUUGACAGAGCUGAGCUGUAGAUUGCGGUUUAUCUCGGCCAGGCAGACCUCGAUAGCGGGGAACGGGGGGAGGGAAGAGGACCGGACUAGACAACGCUUGGAAUCCUAUAGCCCCUAAUCAUUCGAAAUCGCUCUGUCGGAACAGCUGGGCUCGGCGCAAAGCAGGCACAACAAUAACACAGGUAAACUGGUCGAUAGACAAGUCA